UGACAAGCAAAUUUUUCACGACUCAACGUAAAGCAACCGCUUAAUAGCUUGUUUGACGUAUUGCUCAAUUCUUCAGAUACUGAAAGUGUAAAAGUAUGAUUCCCGCUAAGAGAGAUCCCUGCUGCAAAUGUAUAAUGGAUAUAUAGUCUGAAAUUACCAGGGUAAUUUCAUGUUGCAAGACCAGUACCGAAGGAACGUAUUGCGAAAAAUGAGUGAGAUUACUCCAAUGAAUGAUGUACCUGAGAGCAACGGUACGAUGGAGCAGCCUGCUUACAACGGUGAAACGGAGGAACACGCUGUCAAAUCUCCAGUAAGUACAGAAGAGAAAGCACCAGAUUCAGUGUGUGACAAUGGCGUAAAGAGGGGUGCCACCACCACUGGCAACACAAAUAGAACGAAGAAACGUAAAAAAGCCCCGAGAGACGCUACUGCGCCAAGACAACCUCUGAGUGGUUACUUUCUGUUUUUAAACGAUCGGAGAGAGAAAGUUCGACAUCAGAAUCCAAGCUUGACAUUCACAGAAAUUACGAAACUUCUGGCUGCAGAAUGGAGUAAAUUGCCAGUUGAUCAGAAACAGCAUUAUUUGGAUGCAGCUGAACAAGACAAAGAACGCUACAAUCGCGAAUUUAGUGAUUAUAAGCAAACAGAAGCAUACCGGCUGUUUAACGAAAAACAAUCAGAGAGACAAAAUGAAAAUAAGAAGGAAAGAAACGGCACGGAUGUAAACACCGAACAGAAUGACGUUCAGCAAGGCUUCGACAUCCCUAUUUUUACAGAAGAAUUCCUAGAUCAUAACAAAGCUUGUGAGGCUGAAUUAAGACAAUUACGGAAAGCUACGUCUGACUACGAAGCUCAAAAUGCGGUUCUGCAACGACACGUAGACAGUCUGCAUGCAGCCGUGAGUCGCUUGGAGUCCGAAACUACUCAACAACGAACGACUAAUCAAGCUCUGCAGCGUCAUUUGGAUUCUCUUCGUUCUCAGCUAGCAGGCUGCUUCGCCACUAUACCGCUUCCAGGCGAGGGAGACACCGCUAUUGUAGAACUUCUCUUAUUAAACGGUGCAGCAGUCAACAGUAAAGAUAAGAAAUGGUUGACUCCCUUGCAUCGAGCCUGUUGCUCGGGAAAUUACAAUGUAGUGGAUGUUUUAUUAAGAUACAAAGCAGACGUAAAUGCUCGAGAUCGUAGUUGGCAGACACCUCUUCAUGUAGCAGCUGCAAAUAACGCUGUGCAAUGCAUAGAACUUUUAAUGCCACAUUUAUUAAAUAUCAAUGUUUCAGACAGAGGCGGAAAAACAUGUCUUCAUCAUGCGGUGUAUAACGGACAUCUUGAAAUGUGCGAAUAUUUAAUGCAAUUUUGUUGCGCGAUAAACGCCUCCGACAAGAAAGACCGAAGGGCUUUGCAUUUCGCGGCGUACAAAGGUCACAACGAAAUUGUGAAAGCGCUAAUAGCCAAAGGCGUUGAAGUCGAUGUUAAAGAUCGAGAUUUAUAUACUCCGUUACAUGCAGCAGCUGCUUCUGGUAAUGUAGAAUGUGUGCACAUUUUAAUCAAAGCAGGCGGUGAUAUCGAGGCCAAGAACGUGUACGGAAAUACACCAUUGCAUAUCGCAUGUUUGAACGGAUGUCCGCUCGUGAUCAAGGAGCUUAUAGCUAAUCGCGUUAAUUUAGAGGCCGUAAAUUAUCGAGGGCAGACCGCGUUGCAUGUUGCUGCUGCCAGCGUACAUGGUGUUCACUGUUUCAAGAUGCUGAUCUACAAUGGAUUAAAGGUCAACGUUCAGUCGGAAGACGGUCGUACACCUUUGCACAUGACUGCGAUCCACGGAAGAUUUACAAGAUCCAAAACAUUGCUAGAUGCAGGAGCUUUUCCAGAUGCAAGAGAUAAGAAUGGAAAUACAGCAUUGCAUAUUGCCGCCUGGUUUGGCUUCGAGUGUCUGACGACAUCUCUAUUGGAAAGCGCUGCAUCCCCAGCUACACGCAACGCACAGCAACGUACACCGUUGCAUCUGAGUUGCCUAGCGGGACAUAUAGAAGUCUGUAGAAAAUUAUUGCAACUCGAUAGUAGGCGAAUUGACGCGCGAGAUAUCGGUGGCAGGACAGCUUUACAUUUGGCAGCAUUUAAGGGUUCUGUAGAUUGCUUGGAUCUGCUGUUGUCUAGCGGUGCUAAUUUCCGUCUUGUCGACAACGACAAUCGAUUGGCUCUUCAUCAUGCUGCAUGUCAAGGACAUUACCCUUGUGUCUUUACUCUGGUUGGGUUCGGUAGCGAUUCGAACGCUCAAGACGUAAAUGGCGCAACGCCAUUACACUUGGCUGCAGCGGCAUCGAAUUCUAAUGCUCAAUCUUUCAAGUGCGUGCAGUACUUACUGCAGCAUCGGGCAGAUCCACGUUUACGCGACAAACGCGGUUUUACUGCGAUCCAUUACGCGGUAGCGGGUGGCAACAAAGCGGCACUAGAAGCGCUUCUGAAUGCGUCGUCGUCGCCUUCGAAUUUGACCGCUUCGCUUAACUCCUCGACUGGUCAGGAGCCAUCCCUACCGGCACUCACUCCAAUACAUCUCGCGGCGUAUCACGGUCACGACGAGAUCUUGCAGCUGCUUCUGCCCUUGUUCCCUAAUACGAAUAUCAAGGAAGACAGCGGAAAGACACCGUUAGAUUUGGCUGCCUACAAGGGGCAUAAACAGUGCAUCAUAUUCUUGUUGCGAUUUGGCGCUUCUGUGGCAGUGCAGGACUCCGUUACGAAACGCACGCCUGUGCAUUGUGCCGCUGCCACAGGUCAUGCGGAUUGCUUGGCUCUUCUUCUGCAGAACAUGGAUGAUCCCAACGUUGUAAAUUGUUACGACUCCAAACAACGCACUGCUUUAACGCUGGCGGUAGCGAACAACUUUCCGGAGUGUGCGAUGUUAUUGUUGACGUAUAAGGCCGACUGCAAUUUGCCGGAUGUCAAUAAGCACACGCCACUAUUUCGCGCUGUGAUCAACGAACGUGAUAAUCAGCUAGUGAAACUGUUAUUGAAGCAUGGCGCCCAAGUAGCUGUGCAAGAUGUGAACGGUAAAACUCCGUUACAUUUAGCAGCGGCUUGCGGCAGAUUAUACGCUUUGGCUGCACUCGUUAAAGCCGAUUUGACCGCGGCGGCUUUGAAGGACGAUCAAGGCUGCACGGUGCUCCACUGGGCUUGUUACAAUGGCAAUUCGAAUUGUGUGGAAUAUCUUUUGAAUCAUAACGUCUUUGAUUCCUUGGAAGGUAAUCCGUUUUCUGCCGUACAUUGCGCUGUAUAUCAGGGAUCUGCGCACUGUCUAGAUUUGUUGAUUAACAAAUUUGGCGGGCAAGCGGUUGCUGCUCCAAGGGAUUCAUCGUGUGGUUUAUUACCCCUGCAUAUCGCGGCGAGCGCAGGAUCCGUUGAGUGCGCGAGAUUAAUUCUGAACUCCGUCGGGCCGGAACUAGCCGGUCUCGAGACGACUGACUAUUUCGGUCGGACGCCACUUCUUUGCGCAGCUGUCAAUGGGCAGUGCAACGCUAUCGAAUUGUUGCUCGAAUGGAAAGCUGACGUGCGCGCUGUUGACUCCAAUAAGAAUACCGCACUGCACUUAGCGUGCCAGAGACGUCAUUCCGCUGCAGCGUCAUUGCUUCUAAAUUGGAUUGAGUCACUCGGCAGCUCCGAUACCGACAAGAACACGACACAAUUGCAGCGCGUUUCUGUUAUUAACAUGAUCAACAAGCAGCAAAGAACGCCAUUGCAUCUGGCAGCGAGAAAUGGUCUCGUGACGAUUACGCGACGAUUAUUGCAAUUGGGUGCAAGUGUCAUAGCUGUCGAUGCUGAUGGACUCACGCCCGCAUUAGCCUGUGCUCCAAAUCCGGCAGUGGCCAAGUGUUUAGCGACUAUCCUCUCCGCACAGGGUCAAAACGGGGAAACCACGCAAUACUCGCCGGCUAUUCAACAUACGUUGGAGGUAUAUCUGAACGGCGUGGACUCGCAACACAGCUCUGACUCGGAGUUUUACUGACAACGAGUGUCUGCACGCUCGGAUCGCCAAAUAUUCCGAGCGAGAAUGAACGUCGGCUCGAGACGCGGCUACAUCGACGCCGCUAGACUGAUCUUGAUGAGCUGCUGGCUCUUUUCCGUUCUAGCAUAAUUUAGCUUCGACGUGCCGGGUGAGGUUGCCGUAUAGGCGGAUCUCCCAUGGUGGCUAGCGUAAAUCAUGACAAUACUGGUGUCUGUGCUAUCGAGAAACUCGAUAGAGCAGCUAAUCGACUGCCAAGAGGGGUAUGGAUGUAUGUAUGUUAACCAGUUACUUAUAUAUAAUAGUCGAUAAACUUAGGCAUACUUAGGAAAUGAUCGAGUUGUACAGAGUAUUCAAAGUCAACUUUCUGUUUGUGGAAUUAGGCAUUCGUGAAGUAUAAUAUUGUCUUAUAAAAAUCCAGUGUUAUAAUUUUAUUUUAAAAUCUGUCAAUUAGAAAGAAUGUACGAUGAUAUUUCAGGGAUAUUAUGUGCGUAUAUCAUCCAAUAUCGAUCGCAUUAUGCAAUGUCCGUAUGAUUAAUGAUCGAUAGAAUGAUUAAUGCACUAAAGCUUGGGAGGACGCCCGCAUGAAAUUCGGGAGAUCCGGAUUUGAAUCCCGGCUGAAGUAAUAUUUUUCGCAAUAAAUUAUUUACAGUGUUUUCAAAAUACUUAUUAGCAUCAAUUAUUAAUAGCUUUUUAAGAUGCCGAAUUGCAUUAAUAAUAUUAAAUUGCUUGUCAAUUUAAUUUGUGAUAUUAUUACUUUAGCUUCGGUUUAAGACUGUGUUUCAAGACCGAUGAAUAAUCGACGCACAGUUUGCUUGAACUGGAAAUUGUAUAAAUACACAAGAAAUAUUAUUAAGCACGAAGAACCGCCUUGAUGGCAUUUUUCAUUCAUGUGCACUAAUGUCAAUAAUUUUCCUUGACUAUUUAUGUAACUAGAGUAUUCUAAGACGGGUUCAUCUGACAAUGAGAUAUUACCGUAGGGCGUAUCUUUUUCAUUAGAGAGAGUACAAAAUUUUGCCAUUAGCACUCAAUUAUCUUCCUCUAGAACAUUAUUCCACGUAUUGAAAUUAAUUUACUUUUAACUCGAGCAAAAUAUCAGGAUUACAUGAUAUCUAUUUUUCUCUCUUAAAUAUCUUACAUAUAGAUAUGUAUCUCUCUUCUACAUAACUGAGAACGAGAUGUAGCUUUGUCGCACACAUUUGUGCAGUUUUCAUCUCUUGUAGCCUACAACAUCUAAUAUAAUUAACACACACGUGUAUAUAUAUAUAUAUAUAUACACA
This is a messenger RNA of Mycetomoellerius zeteki, 5271 nucleotides long. Its product is annotated as serine/threonine-protein phosphatase 6 regulatory ankyrin repeat subunit A. Lineage: Eukaryota; Metazoa; Arthropoda; Insecta; Hymenoptera; Formicidae. The record is from RefSeq and is a predicted model, not a curated record. Gene Ontology annotation, molecular function: protein binding.